UUUCGCGUCUGGCAAACCCAUUCAGUCCUUCUCACGACACGACACGACCGCGUCGAGAAACUCGCCGAGGAAACUUGGCUCGUUCGAGAGAGAAAAAGAAAGAGAUAGAUAGAUAGAGAGAUAGAUAGAAAGAUAGAGGAUAGAUAUAGAUAGACGGAAAGAGAGAAAGAGAGAGAGAGAGAGAGAGAUAUGUAUAUAUAUAUAUAAGAAGAUAUAUAAGUGGUCGUGUUGAUUCGAGCGUUACGGAAUCAAAGUGACAACUCUCCGUCGUUGGGAUUCUAGAACGGUGAUCUUACGAGAGUUGCAAGACUGUUAGAUACGUCGUCUCAUCUUUAUCGUCUACCCUCGAGAAAUUUGACGAACGUUCGUUCUACUUGGAAACGCGACUCGUGAGAGUGAAGAAAUCACGAGAAGACCGCGACCGAGACGGCAGACCGAAAGUACUUCGUGAAAUCUGAUGAACGUGAAUCCAUUCGGAAAAUUAGAAUCUAAUCGUGUUAGACACUCGAUCAUAACUUUAUACGAGAAAGCAGGACGUCGUUAUGCGAUUAUGGCCUGUUGAUAAAUCGAAAAGAUCGAUCGAAGCAUCAGUUGGAAGAAGAUGGUCUAUAGAGGUAGCUUGCAAACCGACGAUCCAAGAGAUGCACCGAAAUUGGUCAGAAUGUCGCCACUUAGAACAAGCAGACCGAACGGUCCAGUUUCUAAUACUUAUGGAACCGCAAUGGGAAUUAAAAAUACGUAUCAUGGAGCAUACAUCGGCCCUAUCGAUGCGAAUCGUGCGAAACUUAUCGAGGAGAGAAGAUUGGGUCGUGAGAGGGAUAUCGAAUCGGUUGAAAAGGUGAUAAUGAGAACUACGGGAAUGAAAAUCGGUGCACCGAAAUUGCGUAAUAUCAGUCAAAUUCGAGAAAGCGUGUUCGUCGAUCCAGCGUUACUGCCUAUGGAUCAAAUCGGUAAAUCCGACGUGAGAUGUCGUCCGAAAACUAUAGCGAUUGGAUUAGAGGAGUCUAACGUUAGGGUCGCCAGGGUACAGAGUUCCAUGUUGGCCGAUCUGAAGGAUCUCGAAAGACUCCGGAACACACCGCCGUCUCAAAGAAAUAUUAAAACUACGAAGAAAUUGGAUAAAAACGAGACGAGAUCGUCUACGUCUAAUUUAAAGAAAAAUCCGUCGGGUAAUUCUGCGAAAAUACGAUCGGACAUUAUGAGAAUACAACAGAUGUUCCAGAUACCAGAUAAUAAUACCAAACCGACGUUGAGGAAUACUCAAGAGAGGAAGUCGAGGGUCGAGCUCGAGAAGGAUGAUAAAAAGUUUACUGGCGAGAUCAACAGGACACGUUUGCUGGCCCAAAAGCUCUUGGAGGCGUCUCGAAAUAACCGGGAUGCCUUGAAGGAUCGUUACGGUAAUACCAAGAACGCAUCCUCGAACAAACAACAUCAGACGAGGGAAGUUAAUGGUAAAGUCCCGUGUAAGCAGACUACCAACCAACAGAAUAACGUUGACUCCAGGCAAACCAAAACGGAGAGAAUCGAAACGAGUUUGAACGAACCGCAACCACGUCCACCGUUACGUAAGAGAAGAGACUCGAGGAAUCGGGUUAAUGACAAUACCAACGUUAAUCGUACGGUGGAAGAUAAAAACGAUAUUACGAGAGAAAUAAUCGACGAUAAAAAAGAUACAUCGGGUUAUUCGAGCGAACGCGAAUAUAAUGCCGUCCAAGUGAACUCGAUUGUUGGACAAGGGUUGGAAAGGCCGGACAUAUUGGACGGACUUUUGAAGGAGUCCGAUCAACAAAUGGCGAACUUGAAGACGGAUUUGUUAGGGGACAGAGGAAGAUCGAGGAGUCAUUGGAGAGGAUUCGUACAAUCGAUGAGGCUGCACGACGUUGAGUUGCAUUCGGAUAGCGAGGAUCAACGAAAAGACCUUAACCUGUGGAACAAGAGCAUCAGUCAACGUUGGAGAAAACUUAGGAGACGAUGUUCCGUACAGGAAACAUCGGAGCCACAGGAGUCGUUGAUCCCAGGUGGUGGAGCUCAAGGUGUCAUUCAUACCGUGAGAUCGACCCCGGCUAGCAGAGAGGCCUCACCGGCUGCCAAAAGUCUUCAGGAUGGAAGUUCACCGAAGAAACUUUUGCAAACUAGUUCUCUCAGAUUGCCAGGUACUACCAAAGGCAUUGCGGAUAUACAGAACGUACUAAGAAGCAAGUUCAGUAAGAUAAAUGCUGGAAUUAGAAAAAGAAAGGCACUUAGCGUGACGGAGGUAUUUUCGCAAAAGGACAAUGCCUCGAAUUUCUACGUUCCGAGUCCGUUGACUUCCUCGACGAGUCAAAGUUUCGAUUCGGAACGUUUCGAUACGAGCGAGCCUACGUCCUUACCGCCUUAUCCUUUUCACGAUACCUUAGAGACCCUGGCGGAAACGAGUGUACCGAAUUCACCCAACUGCAAGAGUCCUUUGGCCGAUGGUUGUCCAAGUUUCGCGUAUUGCGAGAAUACCGGUUCUUACGAUCAUCAAUUUCACGAACAGGAUAAAAAGGACGUUUACGAGAACAUGGUGUUCAAUAAUUCUUCGUCUACUUCGUCGACUAGGUCAAAGGUAUCUCUUUAUCGGAGCAAUUCAGAAAGUCGAGACAAUGUCAGAUCUCAGGAUCAUUCGUACGAGAACGUACGUUAUCACAGAGGACAAAGAUCGGAAGUUGGGUCCCCUGGAAGUCCUUAUUGCGAUAGGCAAACUCUAGCAAGAAGUAAUUCCGAGACAAGAGGCGAUCAUCAUUGUUACGAGAACGUAAAUUUUCAGAAAAACGGAAAGAUUAGAAAUCAGUUGGAUUCGUCCUUCGAGACGAUUCAUAUACCUAGAGUAACGCCCAGAAAAAGAAUCACGGAUUUCAAGGUUGGCGGACAAGUUAGUAAUUAUUCGACCGAUUCGAGCGCCACCUCUAUCGUUGGCAAAGACGAUGGACCCUCCAGUCUUGGGACCGAGAGGAGUCCUGGUAAAAAACCGACGAGGAGGUUGAACAGUCGAAGCGUGGCUAACAUCCCUAGCUCCUCUGGUGCUAAUUUAAAGACAUGGCAAGGCGCUCAGGAUACGGACGAAGGUCUGAACACGGACUCCGAAUUGGAGGACAUCGACGAGGCUGGGGAAGGUGAAGAAUCAAGAUUCUGUACAUUACCUAGGCCUGGUAAAGGUGGUGCAUCCUUUACGAUAUUGACAGCCAGAUUUUUCAAAGGACCUGGCCACAAAGGACUCGGUUUCAGCAUCGUUGGUGGUACCGAUAGUCCGCGUGGAAACAUGGGAAUUUAUGUCAAAACUGUAUUCCCUAAUGGCCAAGCUGCUGAUCUUGGAACUGUCAAGGAAGGGGACGAAAUUUUGUCAAUAAAUUCGAAACCUCUUCACGGGAUGACACAUGCCGAGGCUAUUGCUGAAUUCAAGUCCGUCAAGGCCGGAGACGUGGUACUUCAUGUUGGUCGUCGUGUUAACAAGAAAAAAAGAGAAUCUUUGACGUUACCUCCGGUUGGUCCAUCGGCGUCUCGACAACCAAUCAAAUGAACAAAAAAUUUCCUUAAAUUUUAUUCUCUCCUUCUUUUAUUUAAAUGUCGAGAUGUUUAGCGAUAUUAAUUUCCUUUCCUCUUUUCUUUCUUCUCUCCAUUUCUUUUCUUUUCCUUUUUCUUUAUACUUUUCCUUUUUUAAGAUCAUAGAGAAACUUUUUUCGAAGGGCAUUCUUUUUCUCUUCUUUUCUUUCUCCUUUUUUUUUUUCAUUUAUUACUUUUUACUUUUGUAUUUUUUAUUAUUUCUUUUUUUCUUUUUCUUUUUCAAAUCGUACAAAGAGCAAUACUUUUGUAUUAUUAUUGCUGGCAAUAAUAGAAAUAUGCCCUUGUUAACAGGACAAAUAUGUGUGUGUAUACAUAUAUAUAUAUAUACAUAAAUAUAUAUGUAUAUAUAUAUAUUUUUUUAUUGAUGGAGCAACGAGACUGCAAUUUUUGCAGGUUGGAAGACUGUAUGUGUGUUUUUAUUAAUCUUAUUCGAAUAUAAGCUUUCUUUUUUCUUCUCUUUUCCUUUUUUUCUUUAUUUUUUUUCUUCUUAAGCGCGUUCAUCCAAGAUUCUCGUAAUUGAAACAUACUCUUCAUUGUUCUAAAACACUGACGCUCUCUUUCUACGUCCUCUUUGUUUUUCGUUGAUUUUCUUAUGAAUCAUUCGUUCGAUUAAUUCGAUGAUUAUAUUCUAUGCGAUAUAAAUGUCUCUAGAUGAUUCAGAAUAUUAUUACAACGUGAUUAGAUUAAUAAUAAUAACGAAUGCAAACGAUAAAAACCAAACUGACGAACAAAAAGAGAAAAAAAGAAGAAAAAAGAAAAAAAAUUAUAUAAAAAAAAAAAAACAGCAAAUCAAACUAUGAUAAAGGCAUAUAAUCAUUUCGAAAAACAUUGGUGUAAUGGUCAUAUUUAUAUUAUAUAUAUCGUCUAUUAUAUUCGGAAUAAUUAACGAAAUCAAAGUAAGUACAUAAGAAUCGAAAAUCGAAAUUUAUAAAGGAACUAUUUCUCUCUGUCUGUCUCUCUCUCUCUCUCUCUCUCUCUCUCUCUCUCUCUCUCUCUCUCUCUCUCUCUCUCUCUCUCUCUCUUUCUUUCUGUAUCUCUUUCACUGUCUUUUUCUGUCUCUUUCUCUGUCUCUUUAUAAACAGGAAGGACCAAAAGUCAUUGGAUGGAACAAAAGUUUCUAAUCGAUAAAUAUAAAAAUCAAUUACUCCUUUUCCAAACUUUUCAGACUUAUUUUUUAUUUUUUUAUAUUGCAAAAAUGCCAAAUCCAGUGAUUGUAAAAGCUACAAUCCAAAGUACGAGUCUUGAAAGUCUUGAAAUGUAGUAAUUGAUUGUUAAAAAAUCGUGCAAGAACUUUUGACCUUAAAACCUAUGAUCUUUCCCUUGGACCAUCCUAUAUUUUUUAUCUAGUAUAUGUAUAGCUCUACUACACAUAUAUAUAUAUAUAUAAACAAACACACACACAAACAUAUCUUCCGGAUCAAUAAGAUAGUAAACGUUCUCGAUCGUUCUCAGGGCAAUCGUAAACAUCUUGAGAAAAAGAAAAACCACAUUUCGACGCGAAGUUUCAAUGAGUGAAACGAAACUUUAUCUUUUCGAAUUAUGCGAAAGAAAAAAAUGAAAUGUUCGAUUUGUCGAUCCUGUAAAAUAAUUAACAAACUGUAGUUUAUCCUUUUAUAUUUCUUUUAUUUUUCUUUUUUUUUUUUUUUACUUAUAAGGAAAGACAUCGAAGAGAUCGAUUUUUCUUUUUUUUUUUUAUAUUACGUAUUAAAAAGAUUCGCGAAGAGAUUAUUAUUUUUCGAUGACGUUUUUUCGGAGGCGACGGAAGUGAUGAACGAAAAAAGAAAAGGAAAAGAAAAAAAAACAGAAAAAAAACAAAGAAAAUCCGCCACCUCAAAAAAAAAAGAAAAAGGAAAAGACAUAAAAAAAAAAUAAAGCAAUUUUUUCUAAUUAUAGCACAGCGUUUCCCCCUACGAGAGUCUGAUCGAAACAGGACAGAGUGCGUAUUAUCUCGUUCCAACAAAAAACGCUUGCAAAGUAAACUCACGCAACAUAUUAUACAUAUGUAUAUGCAAUAACUCUAUUGAAUUUAUUUUCUAACGGUUAGAUUACGCAAAGAUCGCCCAAAGAUGAAACCCAAAAAAUAUUUUUAUUACGAAUGGAAAUAAUAUGAAAAGAGAGAAGAAAAUAGCGUAUAAAAGAAUGAAAGAAAAAGAAAUGAACAAAAAAAUAUCUCUAUAUAUAUAUGUAUAUAUAUAUAUAUUUAUAUUAUAUAUAUAUAUAUGUAUAUGUAUAUAUAUAUAUAUAUACAUAUAGUAUAUUAUAUAUGAAAUAUAUUUUAAUGCUGAUCGAACGAGACACGUUUAUUUUAAGACGAAAUGUUGUUAGUAUCUAGUCCACUUGUAAUUAUUCCGUUUCGAAAUCUCUUCUUUUUUAUAUGCAUAUAUAUAUAUAUAUAUAUAAUUAUGGUGUGUAUAUAGAUAUAUAUAAUUACAAUAUAUAUGUAAAAUAUAUAUUUAAUAUAUAGAAUAUAUAUAAUAUAUAUAUAUGUAAUUAUAUAUUUCUUAUAUACAUAUACUUUCCAAGAAGUGUAAUAGCAUAAUCGAUCGAAUAUCGUUUAUAGGAUUAAGGCGUCACCAUUGAGAAAAAAAUAAAAAAGAAAAAAAAAAAGAAGAAAAUUAAUUUUUCAUGAAAACAUUAUUUUCGUGAAAGUUCUCGUGUGCUUUGUGAUUCGAUAACGGGCGUUAGUUGUAAUUAGUAAGUACAUGUACUUCGUUUUUAGCAAUAUGUACAAUUUAUUCGUCCUACCUUUCUUUUUUCUUUUCCUCACUAUUUAUAGACGACGAUUAUAAUAAUACAAAGGCGAGGGAGGAAAUAAAGGUUAGAGAUAUUGCAUUGUCUUCCGAAUAAAAAAAAAAAAAAGAGAGAAAAAAAAUAGAAAAAGAAAGCAAAAAAAGAAAGAAAGAAAAGAACACGACGAUCCUUUUAAAAAAAAAUUAUUGAUAGAUCGUUCUUUCAACAUACCAAUAAUAAUCAAACAAUAGAAAGUCUAUAUAUAUAUAUAUAUAAAUGUAUGUAUAUAUGUGUGUAUAUACAUAUAUGUAUAUACGCAUAAAAAAUUUUUAUUUACUUUUUCAUAUCCCACGUUCGACUUAUUUUUACAGUGCGAGAACCGGAGGUGGGUUUUGUGACAGAAAUAAGGAUAUAUCAUGUGUAUAUAUAUAUAUAUAUAAUAUAUAAUAUAUAUAUAAUAUAUAUAUAAUAUAUAUAUAAUAUAAUAUAUAUAUAUAUAAGAUAUUCAAUCAGAUCUACUAUGUGUGAACGAAAAAAGAAAAAAAAAAAGAAAAGAAAAAAAUAAAUAAAAAGAGAAAAAAAAUGAACAAACGAAAGGAACUCAAUCGAGUGUUAUAAUCUAAUAAUAUUCGUACGAGUACGAUAAAACGUUAUAUUGUAUUUUCUACUUAACAAAUGGUGUCAAAAGAAAUAAAUAAUUCAUAAUAAAAAUAAAAAUAUACACACA
Molecule: messenger RNA, 7039 nt
Organism: Vespula vulgaris
Lineage: Eukaryota; Metazoa; Arthropoda; Insecta; Hymenoptera; Vespidae
Exons: 7
Coding region: 602-3538 (978 amino acids)
Molecular function (GO): protein binding
Source: RefSeq, a predicted model, not a curated record